Acanthosepion pharaonis is the source of this 582-nucleotide messenger RNA. The record is from the annotation of a GenBank genome assembly. Lineage: Eukaryota; Metazoa; Mollusca; Cephalopoda; Sepiida; Sepiidae.
AUGAUCAUAAAUCCGUCUUUGUUUUAUGUUAUUAGAAUUAUUUUCUUUGAUAAUUUCUCUGUUGCUUCAGUACUUCGGGUUCUUAACCGAUUCAUCAUCAGCAGCAGCAUCAACAUUCCCCACUAUGCGCCUCUUUUCUUUUUGCUUAAGAAGUACUCUCUCUCUCUCUCUCUCUCUCUCUCUCUCUCUCUCUCUCUCUUCCACUUCAUUACAGAAUUCUUUUUCUCGUUUCUCUUCUUCAUUAAUGUCUAUUUCAUCUUCUUCCGGUUUUCAUCCUCCAUUAUAUUUUCGAUUCUUCCUUUUAUUGAUCAUAUUUUUGUUUCUUCUUCGUCUGCUUCUUUUUUUUUCUUUCUUUUUUCUUCUUCUUUUUUUUCUUUCUUUUUUGUUCUUCUUUUUUUUUCUUUUUUUCUUCUUUUUUCUUCUUCCCACCGCGUUUUCUGCAAAUGUCGAAUCAUUAUGCACGGAUUCCGAUUUCUCUCACCAGUGUCGCAACUUGGUGUUCGCCUUUCCAUCUACCCGGAAGCAAUUCGUGACACGCACCCACUAACAAGCCUGAGGCAACACAUGACGAGUAAGGCGUGA